GUGGGCGGAGUCAAACGUUUGAUGGCUCUGAGCGCACAAUAUUAAUUUUGGACUUUGAUCUUUCAUGGACACUAAGCGACAGAAAUGAUUCCUGCACUUACACUCGUCCUCUUUGCGUUAGGACUCUUCCAGACAGGUCUAACAUCUGUAAUCCAGUCUGUGGAGACUGUGGAGGAGGCAGUGGGAGAAGAUGCUCUCCUCAGCUGUCAGAUCCUAAAGUCUGAAAAGGUGGUGCAGGUCACAUGGCAGAAACAGACGAUGGAUGACGUGACCAAUCUCGCCACCUCCAACACUGUCUCUGGCUCCAGGGUGAUGUCAGACUUCAGAGGCAAAGUGGAGGUGAAAGAUGGUGGACUGCACAGCCGCUCCAUAGUGAUCAAGAAUGUGACGAAGGAGGAUGAAGGCUGCUACCUCUGCCACUUCAUCACCAAACCUGCUGGAGCACUCCCUGGCAGAACCUGCCUCAGGGUCUAUGAGCUGCAUGAACCCGUUCUACACGUGAGAGAAUCAAGUUCAAGUGAUGAGUUCCUGGUUUCCUGCUCCGCCACAGGACGACCUGCUCCAACCGUAACUCUCAACGUCACACAGCAAGACUUCUACCUCUCACAGAACCAAACUGUGUUGAUCAACACAAACGGUACAUUCACUGUCACUGUCACAGCCGUGUUGGCAGGUUUCCAUGAUGCUGGCACACUGGUUGGAUGUGCCGUGCAGGUGCUCUCCCGUAGUAAAGAGGCGUUUGUGGAGAUUCCUGACGUGAAACUGACGCCUCCUAGUGGUCUAACAUCUGUAAUCCAGUCUGUGGAGACUGUGGAGGAGGCAGUGGGAGAAGAUGCUCUCCUCAGCUGUCAGAUCCUACAGUCUGAAAAGGUGGUGCAUGUCACAUGGCAGAAACAGACGCUGGAUGGGGUGACCAAUCUUGCCACCUCCAACACUAUCUUUGGCUCCAGGGUGAUGUCAGACUUCAAAGGCAGAGUGGUGGUGAAAGAUGGUGGACUGCACAACAGCUCCAUAGUGAUCAAGAAUGUGACGGAGGAGGAUGAAGGCUGCUACCUCUGCCUCUUCAUCACCAACCCUGCUGGAGCGUUCACUGGCAGAACCUGCCUCAAGGUCUAUGAGCUGCAUGAACCCGUUCUACAUGUGAGAGAAUCAAGUUCAACUGAUGAGUUCCUGGUUUCCUGCUCCGUCACAGGACGACCUGCUCCAACCGUAACUCUCAACGUCACAGAGCAAGACUUCUACCUCUCACAGAACCAAACUGUGUUGAUCAACACAAACGGUACAUUCACUGUCACUGCCACAGCCGUGUUGGCAGGUUUCCAUGAUGCUGGCAGACGGGUUGGAUGUGCCGUGCAGGUGCACUCCUGUCGUAAAGAGGAGUUUGUGGAGAUUCCUGAUGUGAAAGUGACGCCUCCUAGUGGUUUGGAUGAAGGAUCUGGAUCUGCUGCAUUCAUCGUGAUGUGGAUUGUGGUAGUGACCUGCCUUUGUGCUGCUUCAGUCUUAGCUGUCCUGUUAAUACAAAAACUACGGAGCAGAUCCUUCGGACCGUCACACAGAGACCAGGAGAAGACUGAGGUUCCUCAAACUGCAGACGCUGAUACGGUCCAAGUACCUUUGUUCACACCAGAGAAGAGUUCGGUCAGAGAACGGACACCUCAUUCGAAAUCGCAGCAGAGAAAAGAGACAGACCCUGAGUCGUCUUCAACAGCUAGAAGAAUUCAAUCCGACCAGGUCCAAGUACCUUUGUUCACACCAGAGAAGAGUCCGGUCACAAAACGGACACCUCAUUCGAAAUUGAUGAAAAAUAAACAGACAGACCGCCAGUCGUCUUCAACAGCCAGAAGACUUGACUUUGACCAUUAGGUGGACCUUGGGUCUCCACUGAAAGUCCAAUGUACGGGGGUAUCCAGCACGUCUACAUCAGUCUUCAGACAUGUCCUGUGGUGAAUCUCCAGAGAAUCGGCUCCAGACUUUCUCCACAGUUUUCCUUUCACACAUGCACGAUGCAGUGGAGGGUUUUCUAUAUAGACGUGUUCACAACAACAAAUCCUCCCGAUUCUAACCUACACACUGUUCUAUAUGGACCCAGACCUGUUUUUAAGUUUUCAUGGAGCGUUUCUGAUUUAACCAGGCUGCUUUUUCCGUCUUUCCGGUAGUAAUUCCUGGCAGCACACGAUAAAGUUUACUUCUCUCAAUGAACAAGAGAAAGUUGGAACACAGAGAAAAGUGAAAGGUCUUAGUUGUUAAUAUUUGUUGAGAUUGUUCAAAUGGGAAAUGUAGUGAAGAAAAGGAGAAACUCAAACUACAUCUUUUUUUAUAUUCUAAAAUAUACAUCUGUGUGAAUCUGUACAAUUUUAAUCAGUAUUACAUUAUAUAUAAAAACAUUUUUUCCUACUUAUUUGUUUUGAUUAACUGUAUUUCAUAUUGCACAUAUUAGCAUUUGUUUAUUGCUCAUCUAGGUAGAAUGCACAUUUAGUGUGUGUGCGUGCUGACUCAAUCUUUGUAUCAUCAACCUACGUUGUUCUUUGUGCUAAUUCUAGUUUUUA
Messenger RNA from Pleuronectes platessa (European plaice), 2546 nucleotides. Its product is annotated as butyrophilin-like protein 2. Lineage: Eukaryota; Metazoa; Chordata; Actinopteri; Pleuronectiformes; Pleuronectidae. The record is from RefSeq and is a predicted model, not a curated record. Bases 85 to 1863 code for a protein of 592 amino acids. The transcript is spliced from 10 exons. Gene Ontology annotation, molecular function: cell-cell adhesion mediator activity.